Molecule: messenger RNA, 615 nt
Organism: Rotaria sp. Silwood2
Lineage: Eukaryota; Metazoa; Rotifera; Eurotatoria; Philodinida; Philodinidae
Source: the annotation of a GenBank genome assembly
AUGUAUCAAUUGAAUUCUUUCAUUAAUCAAUCUCUCAUAAAACAUCAUCGUACCACAUGGUCUUAUUCAAAAAGUGGUUAUUGGUGGUCACAUAUUGUACCUCAAAUAAAUGAUAAACAAUUCAAGGAUAAUUUUAGAAUUCAAAGAUCAAUGUUUAAAACGUUAUUUGAUCAAGUUGACCAAUAUUUGAAAAAACAAGAUACAAAAUUACGUUUUUCUAUUCCUGUUGAGAAACGUUUGGCUUGCGCUUUGUACUCACUUGGUUCAACAAGUGAACUAAGAACUGUUGCUCACUUGUUCGGGAUUGGAAAAUCAACUGUGGCAAAAAUUUUGCAUGAGUUCUGUAAUGUUGUUGUUCAGUUAUUUUUUAAUCGUUUAAUAAAAUUUCCAGUUACUGUUCAAGAGAUACAACAAAGAGCUGAUAAUUUUUUAAAUAAAUAUGGUUACCCUAUGUGUAUAGGAUCUGUCGAUGGAACACACAUAAGUAUUGAGCCACCAACUGGUGAAGAAACUGAUUACUUUAGUUACAAAAAACACCAUUCGGUGAUAUUAUUAGCUGUUGUUGAUGCAUCUUUAAAAUUUAGUUAUGUUAACAUUGGUGCACCUGGCAGGUGA